Onychomys torridus (southern grasshopper mouse) is the source of this 2599-nucleotide messenger RNA. It is a transcript of the gene Slc31a2, whose product is annotated as solute carrier family 31 member 2. Gene Ontology annotation, molecular function: copper ion transmembrane transporter activity. Gene Ontology annotation, biological process: copper ion transmembrane transport. The transcript is spliced from 4 exons. The coding region runs from base 752 to 1372 and encodes 206 amino acids. Gene Ontology annotation, cellular component: membrane. The record is from RefSeq and is a predicted model, not a curated record. Lineage: Eukaryota; Metazoa; Chordata; Mammalia; Rodentia; Cricetidae.
GGCGGCGCUCCCGGAGACCCCCGCAGCCCCUGGUUCGGGGUUGGAGAGGCGGGGGAUGUGUCAGCGACGCUGUCACAGCAGGAGGAGGGCUGCGGGACGCCGCAGGUGAAGCUGGCUGUCGCUCGGGGAGUUUGUUUCUGUUUGUCCCUUCCUGACGGGAGUCAGUCUCUACCGCCAGGCCAGCCCCAGCCGGGACGCUGCAGAUGGGUACGGAGAGCGAGGGCAGCUGUCCGCCGCCCCUUCCCCGGGAUCUACCCAGAUUUGGGACAGUACAGAAGGUUUCCUCCGAGGGGAGGCCCGGCGGGGUUAGCGCAGCCCACGCGCGGGCACUGAGCACACACCCCCGGCUCAGUGCCCUGUCCUGGGCAGGCUCCUGGGUCUGUUUCUUUAAAACUAACCCAGUUACUUCCCUAUCCCUCUUACCCUCGGAAUCUGAAAGUGGCGUUUUCAACAGACGUCUUUUUCUGGUGAGGUUCCCCUUGGAUGGAGAAUGACAGCUUGCAAGACUCUACUACUCUUUGAGGAAAUCCUAUCAGUUUCAUCUCGCAAAGGAUGUCUCAGAAUCUAAGACAGGAAACCUACACAGGCGGUUUGGUGGAGAGGCACUCCACCUCCUGCGGAUCCUCUAAAAAGGGGGGCGGAGAUAGACGGGAACCCCUCGAUAAAGAUCCCCAGGCCGUCCACGGCAGCUUUCGUCUCUUCCUGAAGUGCCUGGUAAAAAACGAAGGCACUUUUCUCUGUCUAACCCCAAAUGAGGAAAAAGAAAACAAGCUCUGUGAACGGCUCUGUCAUUGGCCACGGUCCCUCCUCUGUGAGGUGCCGCCCUGCAGAAAGCACAGAUAAACUGCCAGAGACACAGAUUUAUCCCCAGUGGGAACACAGCUGGGGCCCUGCUCUUACAUAUCUCAGCACAAGACCUGCCAACUCAAAGCUGCGGUCCAUUCCUAUGCAUUUCAUCUUCUCAGAUGAGGCUGUGCUUCUGUUUGAUUUCUGGAGAGUCCACAGUCCUACAGGCAUGGCCCUCUCAGUGCUGGUGGUCCUGCUCCUGGCUGUACUGUAUGAAGGCAUCAAGGUUGGCAAAGCCAAAUUGCUCCAUAAGACUCUGGAGAACCUGCCUAGUACCACCAGCCAGCAGCUCAUCCUGGAACCUGAGCAGGAUUCUACAGGCUCCGGAUCAACUCCAGCCAAUAGUACCCGCCUCAGGUGGUUUUUGUGUUACUUUGGCCAGUCCCUAGUCCAUGUCAUUCAGGUGGUCAUUGGCUACUUUGUGAUGCUGGCUGUAAUGUCCUACAACACCUGGAUUUUCCUCGGUGUGGUCCUGGGCUCGGCUGUGGGCUACUACCUAGCCUACCCACUUCUCAAAAUGACUUAGUGGGCCAGAGAUGCGUAAAUGCUGAGGGCUGAAGAGAGCUGGGACCUCUGUUCCAGGAAUUGUACUUCCAGCUGCUUUUUCUUAUGAUGGCCAUUGUUCACCUCUUUCCCAGUUCCUGGCAGCUUUGAGCUGAAGCCAGCAAAUGGUCCCUGGAGCUUAGUGGUCAUUGGAACUACCUCCCUUCCCAGCCCUGCCUAUAUAGGGCCCAGGCCUCCUGUGGUGUCGUAAGCAAGUAGCUGUGACCAAAGGGAACAUGGAGAGACUGGAACCUGGAGGAAAAGUAGCCAGACCUGUGACCGUAGAUCUCAGACUUCAAAUUACAAUUUUCCGAAGAGCUUCAGUGAGGAAGGCCAUGGAACCUGGAUACCCUCUUCUGCUUUGUGCCUUAAUGUCAGGGGCAUCUCCAGUCUUGGGCAACAGGCCAUGCCAGCUCCUUCUCACCUUUUUGCCUUGAAACACAUAAAGACUGCCAUUGACCAAACAAGUUUUUCACUUGGAACUCCUGGUUGGCAAUUUUGCAUAUCCAUACAAAACAAAGAUUCUAAUGAACUCACUAUGUUCAUGAAGAUGGCAGUGUCUGCUGAGACCCGUCUCUCUUUCUUAGGGAUGCCUGAUACUGAUUAAAGGCAGAGCCAGGACAGUUAGCUAGGCCGCAGAUUGUCUGCUGUGCAGAUGAGCUCUUCCCAUCUGACAGCACCACCGCAGCAGGUUAGUCUCAUGACCAGGGCCUUACCCCAUCCUCUUGUGUGCACCAGAGAAGGGCAUUUCGUAACAGAGCUGGCUGCCUCUUAUUUCUUACUUGCUAACUCCUAAUGAGCUGGUAGGGAGCCAUGAGUCAGUCACUGAAGGACUGAUUCAGCAGGGGUGUGUUGGGGGGUGCUGACUGAGGGUGCAAUAGAAGGACUGAUUCAGCAGGGGUGUGUUGGGGGGUGCUGACUGAGGGUGCAACAGAAGGACUGAUUCAGCAGGGGUGUGUUGGGGGUGCUGACUGAGGGUGCAACAGAAGGACUGAUUCAGCAGGGGUGUGUUGGGGGGUGCUGACUGAGGGUACAACAGCAGGCGAACCAAAGCCAGGUCAUGUUAAGAGUUAAGUGGACUCCAGGUAUUUGAGCCUUUUCACUUUACAGAAAAAAGUUGGGAGACAGGAAUGGGGACACAUACAUGUAAUCGCCAGUACCCGGGAGGCUGAGUCAGGAGAUUGUGGGUUAGAGGGCUAGCCUGGAAUAC